CCCGCCCUCGGCUCCGGCCGCCGGCCGGUCCCGGCCCGUUCCGGGGCGGAGCCGCUCGGGGCCGUUCGGGACCGUUCGGGUCCUUUCGGGUCCGUUCGGGUCCGUUCGGGGAGUGGAGCCGCCCGGGGGGAGGGGGGUGUCACCCUCAACCCCGCGGCCCCUCCGGGCGCCUGUGCCGAUGCCGGGGGUCCCGCUGCCCUUCGUCCUCCUCCUCCUCCUCCUCACCCCGGGGGGGUCGGCGCAGGCCUUCCCGCGGGACCUGGCCCCGCGCAGCACCGUGGGGUUGGCAGCCACCGCCGCCUACCCCCGCUUCGGCGGCCUCGGGGGCCCCAACGCCACCGCCCAGCUCGGCCUCGACUUCCAGCACAUGCUGCGCCUCAACGGCAGCCUGCUCGUCGCCGCCCGGGACCACAUCUACGCCUUCGACCUGGGGCAGGACGAGGGGACGCUGUACCCCCAGCGGCACCUCACCUGGGAGACGCGGGACAGGGAGAACUGCGCCAUGCGGGGCCGGCUGCAGGACGAGUGCCACAACUACAUCAGGGUGCUGGUGCCCCGCGACGCCGGCACCCUCCUGGCCUGCGGCACCAACGGCUUCAGCCCCCUCUGCCGCACCUACCAGGUGAGCAGCCUGGCGCAGGAGGGCGAGGAGGUGAGCGGCCAGGCCCGGUGCCCCUUCGACGCCAAGCAGAGCGUCGUUGCCCUCUUCAUCGACGGCAGCCUCUACUCGGCCACGGUGGCCGAUUUCCAGGCGAGUGACGCGGUGAUCUACCGCAGCCUCAGCCCCGGCCGCCCCCCCCUGCGCACCCUCAAGUACAGCUCCCGCUGGCUGCAGGAGCCCCACUUCGUCCAGGCGCUGCCCUACGGCCCCUACGUCUACUUCUUCUUCAGGGAGGUCGCGGUGGAGCUCAGCACCCUGGGCAAGGUGGCGGUGGCGCGGGUGGCGCGGGUGUGCCGCAAUGACCGGGGCGGGUCCCCGCGGGUGCUGGAGCGGCGCUGGACGUCCUUCCUGAAGGUGCGGCUGCAGUGCGCCGUCCCCGGCGACGCCGUCUUCUAUUUCGACGUCCUGGAGGCCGUGACCCCCCCCCGGGCCCUGCACGGGCGCCCCGCUGUCCUCGCCCUCUUCGGCACCCAGCCCAACAGCAUCCCCGGCUCGGCCGUCUGCGCCUUCUACCUGGCCGACGUGGAGCGGGCGUUCGAGGGACCCUUCGCCGAGCCCCGCGGCGCCGCCGGCACCUGGACCCCGGUGCCCGAGGACAGGGUGCCCCGACCCAGGCCGGGCUGCUGCGCCGGGAUGGGACCGGCCGCCGGCGUCGUCACCUCUGGGGACUUCCCCGACGAGACGUUGGCCUUCGCCAAGGAGCACCCGCUGCUGCACGGCGCCGUGGCACCCGCCGGCGGGCGGCCCCUCUUCACCCGCACCGGCACCCGGCUGACGCAGCUGGCGGUGGACACGGGUGCGGGGCCGCGGGGGAACCAGACCGUGCUCUUCCUGGGCGCCGAGGACGGGCGGGUGCUGAAGGUCCUGGCGGCCGCGCGGCACCCCAGGGUUACCCGGCACCCCGGCGGCACCCCGGCACCCGGUGCCAGCCGCGAGCCCGGGGACACUGGGGACACCGGGGACACCGGGGACACCGGGGACACCGGCUCCGAGACGCUGCUGCUGGAGGAGAUCAGCCUCUACGACCCCGGGCGGUGCCGAGGUCCCCGGGGUGCCAGCCGGGUGCUGGGGCUGGAGCUGCACCCGCCGGGCCGGGAGCUCUACGUCGCCUUCGCCGGGUGCCUGGUGCGUCUGCCCCUGAGCCGCUGCGCCCGGCACGGUGCCUGCCGCGGGAGCUGCCUGGCCGCCCGGGACCCUUACUGCGUCUGGCUGCCCCCCCGGGGCUGCGUCCCCUUCUCCGAGGACCUUCCGAGCGGCUUCGAGCAGGACGUGGAGGGAUCCCCUGGGAUCACGGGGACCUGCCAAGACGCACCAGCCGCGGGGGACGGGGACUUGGCCCAUGGGGUGCGCCAGGCCGGGCUGGGGGCCGCGGUGCCGGUGCCGGUGCUGGUGGGCUGCGUGCUGGGCGCCUUCGCCCUGGGCGCUCUGGGUGCCGGGCUGCUGGCAGCCUGCUGCCGCCGCCCCGCCGCCCCCAAGGGACCCCCGGAGCCCCCCGCCGCUCUGCAGCCCCCCGGCCCCCGCCUCUACCCCCCGCUGCCACCCCCGGGAGGGGCCGGGGGCCCGCGGGACCCCCCCGAGCUGCCCACCCCCGAGGCCACCCCGCAGCCACCCAGCAAGACGCCCCGGGAGCGGGCGACGGAGCCCCGGCGCGGCCAGACCCCCCAUCCCAGCACCCCAGGGUGCCCGGAGCCCCCAGGCCCGGGACCCCCACCCAAGGCCGCCCUGGAGGAGCUGCUGCAGCGGGUGCACGGGGCGGGGGGCUCGGGGUGGCCGGUGGCCCCCCCGGGCAGCGGUUCCUUCGCCAGCCUGCUGCGGCCGGGCGCCCCGUUGCCCAGCCUCCCCCCGGCCCCCCGCGACGGGACGCUCCGGCGGCUGGACGUGCCCCCCGACAGCCCCCCCCCGCCCCGGCGGCCCCUGGCACAGAGACACUCGCUGGGGGGGGCGCCCGCCAGACCGCCCGGCCCGGCCCGGGGGCUCACCCGCAUGCACUCGCUGGGGACCCCGGGGGGGCCGCCCUGGGGGCCCCAGCCGCGUCCCCUCGCCAGCAAGCCCCCCGUGCUGCCCAAGCCCCUCCCCGUGCCAGCAGCCCCCGGGCGGCCCUGAGCCCCCCCCGGCGGGGACACGGGGACGUCCUGGUCCCCAGCACCCAUGGGACCCCCCUGCUGCGGCUGGCGGGGGGGGCCUGAGCCAGCCCCUGCCAGGGUCCCAGCUCUGUGCCAUGAGGGUCCCCGUGUCCCCAGGCUGGCCCCCAUGGGGGGGGGACGGGGGUCCCCGUGUCCCCAGGCUGGCCCCCAUAGGGGGGACAGGGGCCCCCAUGGGGUGACAAGGGUCCCCGUGUCCCCCAGCCAUCCCAUCUCCCUGUCCAGGGUGAUGAGGCUCCCCAUCUCCCAGAGCUUUUUUGUUUCGUUUUGGUUUUUUUUUUUGAUUGUUUCUAAUUUAUUCGCUGCUCUGGGGGUCGUUGGAGCCACAGCCCCCCCCCCCCAGGGACACCAGGCAGGGGACACGGUGGCUCUCUGUGCCACAGCUGGGCUCGUCCUACCGUGUAGGACCAGGGCUCAGCCCCACACCCAUUAAAUCCGUGGUCGCUCCACCACCA
Molecule: messenger RNA, 3257 nt
Organism: Tyto alba (common barn owl)
Lineage: Eukaryota; Metazoa; Chordata; Aves; Strigiformes; Tytonidae
Product: semaphorin-6C-like
Exons: 18
Coding region: 179-2764 (861 amino acids)
Biological process (GO): axon guidance; neural crest cell migration; negative chemotaxis
Molecular function (GO): semaphorin receptor binding; chemorepellent activity
Source: RefSeq, a predicted model, not a curated record